Molecule: messenger RNA, 2301 nt
Organism: Lemur catta (Ring-tailed lemur)
Lineage: Eukaryota; Metazoa; Chordata; Mammalia; Primates; Lemuridae
Gene: SLC19A1
Product: solute carrier family 19 member 1
Exons: 6
Coding region: 124-1713 (529 amino acids)
Biological process (GO): folate transmembrane transport; methotrexate transport
Cellular component (GO): plasma membrane; apical plasma membrane; basolateral plasma membrane
Molecular function (GO): folic acid binding; folate:monoatomic anion antiporter activity; methotrexate transmembrane transporter activity
Source: RefSeq, a predicted model, not a curated record
GUAGUCCUAGCGUCCGCGUGUGCGCGGGGCCGGUCCCGGAGCCGGAGCGCCGCUGCCCUGCGAGCUGCCGCGGGAGUGUCCCCUGCGUCCCCGCCGGGGCUGCAUGUGGGCCUGGGCAGCACGAUGCCCUCCGGCCCCGUGGUGGAGAAGCAGGCGCCCGCAGAGGCCGGGCCGGACCUCGAGCUGCAGUCGUGGCGGUGCCUGGUGUUCUACCUGUGCUUCUACGGCUUCAUGGCGCAGAUGCGGCCCGGAGAGAGCUUCAUCACGCCCUACCUGCUGGGCCCCAGCAAGAACUUCACCCAGGAGCAGGUCACCAACGAGAUCAUGCCGGUGCUGUCCUACUCGUACAUGCUGGUGCUGGUGCCCAUCUUCCUGCUCACCGACUACCUGCGCUACAAGCCGGUGCUGCUGCUGCAGGGCCUGAGCUACGUGUCCGUGUGGCUGCUGCUGCUGCUGGGCCGCUCCGUGCUGCACAUGCAGCUCAUGGAGUUCUUCUACAGCGUCACCAUGGCCGCGCGCAUCGCCUACUCCUCCUACAUCUUCUCCCUCGUGCGCCCGGCGCGCUACCAGCGCAUGGCCGGCCUCUCGCGCGCCGCGGUGCUGCUGGGCGUGUUCACCAGCUCCGUGCUGGGCCAGCUGCUGGUCACCGCGGGCGGCGUGUCCUUCACCACGCUCAACUACGUGUCCCUGGCCUUCCUCACCUUCAGCCUGCUGCUCGCGCUCUUCCUCAAGCGCCCCAAGAGGAGCCUCUUCUUUAACCGCGGCGCGCCCCUGCGCGCGGCCUCGCCCUCGGAGCUGGGCCCCAUGCGCCCCGGCCCCGCGCCGCCCCGGGAGCUGCCUGCCGCCCGCGGGGACUUCAUCCUGGCGCGCAUGCUGCGGGAGCUGGGGGCCAGCCUGCGCCGGCCGCAGCUGCGCCUCUGGUCGCUCUGGUGGGUCUUCAACUCGGCCGGCUACUACCUGAUCGUCUACUACGUGCACAUCCUGUGGAACGUGGUGCGCCCGGCCACGGACAGCGCACGCGUCUACAACGGCGCGGCGGACGCCGCCUCCACGCUGCUGGGUGCCAUGACGUCCUUCGCCGCUGGCUUCCUGAAGAUCCGCUGGGCGCUGUGGUCCAAGCUGGUCAUCGCGGGCAUCACGGCGGCGCAGGCCGGGCUGGUCUUCCUCCUGUUCAGUUCCUACAGCAUCUGGCCCUGCUACGCCGCCUUCGUGCUCUUCCGCGGCUUCUACCAGUUCCUCGUGCCCAUCGCCACAUUUCAGAUCGCGUCUUCUCUGUCUAAAGAGCUCUGCGCCCUGGUCUUCGGAGUCAACACGUUCUUCGCCACCAUUCUCAAAACUGUCAUCACGCUCAUCGUCUCGGACAAGCGGGGGCUGGGCCUCGUGGUCCACUCGCAGUUCCAGGUCUACUUCCUGUACUUCCUGGUCCUCUCCGUCCUCUACCUCCUGGGGGCCGUGCUCGAUGGCCUGCGGCACUUCCAGCGGGGCCACCAGCCGCUGCCCCUGGCCCAGGAGCUGAGGAGCCCCCUGGAGGAGAAGGCCGCGCAGGGGCUCAGCCUGAAGGACGGGGACCUCGGUGGCCCGCAGCCCUCUGCUCCGCCACCGCACCCAGAGGACAGCGCCUGGGCCCCUGGGCUGGCCUCUCAGGGGCAGAGCCAGCCUGCCCCGGCCCAGCCCGCUCUCCUGCCCCGGCCCAGCGGGCAGCUGGGCUCCUGACACCGCGGGCGCCUUCCCGGCUGCGCUCCUGCCCCGACCUGGGGCUCUGACCUCACACGCGUGGUCCCCAAUGUGGACCAGUGACUCCAGGGCCCCUGGUGCCUUUGCUUGUGACUCUCCAUGUGUCCCCGCCCAGUGCCCCGUGGGCUGCCUGCCUUAGUGAGGGUCCCUGGCCUCAGCUUGCCCCGCGGGUGGCCCCCUGAGGACCCCCUCCCCAGCCCCGCCUCACCCUGGCACCGGGUGCCUGUUGGGGACACAGAGCAGCUGCCUGGCUGUGCACCCCAUCGGGCCCUGUGGGCUCCGGCUGCUGCGCCGGCCUGGAAGAGGCUGGCUGGGUCCCAGUGUCCACCAGGCCGUCCCCCUUCACCCCCUGGGGAGGCAUGGGGCACGUCCCAUGUGUCCCUGGGGGCUGGUGAGGUGGCCGAGAUGCCAGCCAAGGGGACACCAGCCCCACAGAACGUCCUGGACCCUUCAGGGCAGCUGGGAGCCUGGGUUCCCCGGGACGUUUCCCGUUCUAGGUGCUGCGGUGUUGAUCCAGGUUCUGAUCUUUUUGUUUGUUUGUUUUUUAACAUGAAAUGAGGAAGUGUG